GCGGAAGACUGCGGGAGCGCCGGAGGUAUGGCGUCUCCGGUGCCGUCGUGGAGCCGGCUGGACCGAAGGCAAGAACGCGACGUGCGCGAGCUCGUCCGCCUUGUGGCGGGGGUCCAGGACGAGGCAGACCCCAACUUCCAGCUCGCCUUGCACUUCGCUUGGUCCAACUUCAGAUUUCAUCGUUUCUUAGAUGUCAACAGCCACAAAGUAGAAAAGACAAUAGAAGGGAUUUAUGAAAAAUUCAUCAUUCAUUCUGAUCUCAGCAAAGCUGCUAGUUGGAAGAGAUUAACUGAGGAAUUUCUAAAUGCAUCACUUCCAAGCAUAAAGGAAAUCAAGACAGAUGCACAUUAUUCCAUACUGUCACUUCUUCUAUGUCUGUCUGAUUCUCCUUCAAACAGCAAUUAUGUGGAAACACCAAGAGAUAAAGAAGUGGAAAAGAAAGACGAUUUCGACUGGGGAAAAUACUUGAUGGAAGGUGAAGAAAUUGACCUUGGCCCAAAUGUAGACACACCAAAUUGGUCUGAAGAAAGUGAAGAUGAAGAUGAUCAACAGCCUUUAAGCAGAGAGGACUCUGGGAUUCAGGUGGACAGGACGCCAUUAGAAGAACAAGAUCAAAACAAAAAACCGGGACCUCAAGUCAGCUGGAAAGAUGAGGCAGAUGCCCGAAGCUGGCUGGAACAACAUGUGGUCCGUCAGUACUGGACAGUCAGGUCCUCGAGGUUUCCUCAUAGUUUACAUUUGCACUCCAAUCUAGCUGCUGUCUGGGACCAACACUUGUACAGCAGUGACCCAUUAUAUGUUCCAGAUGACAGAGUUUUUGUUACUGAAACGCAGGUUAUUCGGGAAACCCUGUGGUUACUUUCAGGGGUAAAAAAGCUCUUUAUAUUUCAGCUGAUAGAUGGAAAGGUAACUGUGAGGAACAACAUUAUAGUAACUCAUUUGACACAUAGCUGUUUACGAUCAGUGCUAGAACAAAUAGCAGCAUAUGGCCAGGUUGUGUUUCGACUCCAGGAGUUUAUUGAUGAAAUCAUGGGGCACAGCUCUGAAAGCAUGUUCCCUGGAAAUGGUUCCGUUCCUAAGAAGUCGACAGAAGCACCUUUUAGAACAUACCAGGCUUUCAUGUGGGCCCUGUACAAAUACUUCAUUAGUUUCAAAGAGGAACUUACAGAAAUUGAGAAGUGCAUCAUCAAUAAUGAUACUACAGUAACUCUUGCAAUAGUGGUGGACAAGUUGUCACCUCGAUUGGCUCAGCUCAAGGUUCUGCACAAAGUGUUUAGUACUGGAGUAGCAGAAGUUCCACCUGACACUCGAAAUGUCGUUCGAGCAUCUCACCUGCUCAACACCCUGUACAAAGCCAUCCUUGAAUAUGACAAUGUUGGAGAAGCCUCUGAGCAAACUGUCUCCUUGCUGUUCUCGCUCUGGGUGGAGACCGUGCGGCCCUACCUGCAGACUGUAGAUGAGUGGAUCGUGCAUGGGCACCUGUGCGAUUGUGCCCGGGAGUUCAUCAUCCAGAGAAACAAGAAUGUUCCGGUAAAUCACAGAGACUUUUGGUAUGCAACUUACACGCUAUACAGUGUAUCGGAAAAGACAGAAAACGAAGAAAAAAUGAGUGAUAACGCUAGUGCGAGUUCUGGCAGUGAUCAAGGGCCCUCCAGCAGGCAGCACACCAUGGUGUCCUUCCUGAAACCCGUCCUCAAGCAGAUCAUAAUGGCUGGCAAGUCAAUGCAGCUGCUGAAGAACCUGCAAUGCAUGGAGAGCACCACAUGGCAAGCCACGGCCAGAGAUGCAGAAAGAAAAAGUCUGUAUACCCUGUUUCUGGAGUCUGUGCAGUCUCGUCUUCGACACGGAGAAGACUCCACUGCACAGGCCCUCACUGAGCAGCAGGCCACCAGAGAGACCCUCAUUAAGAUGCAGUCCAUUGCCAAGAGGCAUCUCGAACUGGAUGAUGUUCAUGAUCCGCUGCUGGCGAUUAAUUUUGCAAGGUUGUAUUUGGAACAGAGUGACUUUCACGAGAAGUUUGCUGGUGGAGACAUAUGUGUGGAUAGAUCAUCAGAAUCUGUGACUUGCCAGACUUUUGAAUUAACGCUGAGAUCUUGCCUCUAUCCUCAUAUUGACAAGCAGUAUCUAGAUUGCUGUGGAAACCUCAUGCAAACUCUAAAAAAAGAUUACAGGUUGGUUGAGUACUUGCAGGCCAUGAGGAAUUUCUUCUUAAUGGAAGGGGGAGAUACCAUGUAUGACUUCUACACAUCAAUUUUUGAUAAAAUAAGAGAAAAGGAAACCUGGCAGAAUGUGUCUUUUCUUAAUGUCCAGCUUCAAGAAGCAGUAGGACAACGUUAUCCUGAAGACAGUUCACGUCUGUCUAUAUCUUUUGAAAAUGUUGACACAGCUAAGAAGAAACUCCCUGUUCAUAUCUUAGAUGGUCUGACCCUGAGCUAUAAGGUCCCAUGGCCUGUGGACAUUGUUAUAAGUUUGGAAUGUCAAAAAAUUUAUAAUCAGGUGUUUCUUCUCUUAUUGCAAAUAAAAUGGGCAAAAUAUAGUCUGGAUGUUUUACUGUUUGGUGAACUAGCUAGUCCUGCUGAAAAACCGCAACUUGAAGGACUUUUAGGUGGACAAGACACAGCUGCUAAUUUUGGACCACAGAAGGAGCCAGUAAGACAGCAGAUUCAUCGUAUGUUCCUCUUAAGAGUGAAGCUCAUGCACUUUGUGAACAGCUUACACAACUACAUCAUGACCAGGAUUCUUCACAGUACAGGGCUGGAGUUUCAACAUCAAGUCGAAGAAGCCAAGGAUUUAGAUCAAUUGAUUAAAAUUCACUAUAGAUACUUGUCAACCAUCCAUGAUCGAUGUCUGCUGAGAGAAAAGGUCAGUUUUGUGAAGGAAGCCAUCAUGAAGGUGUUGAACUUGGCCCUCAUGUUUGCAGAUGGUUGGCAGGCUGGCCUGGGGGCGUGGCAUGGAAUCUCUAGCACUGUCACUCAUGGCUGGCAUGGAGCAAACAUCUUCAGUGUAGUAAAUGCCUCCGAUUUAAUCUUCAUACGUAUACAUUUCCACCACAUGCAGCUGCGAAACGGGAAUCUAUCUUGGUUUGUUUUUAAAACUGUUGUCUACUGUCUAGACAAGAGGGUUUUAUGUGUUUUCUCUGGAGAUUAUUGAGUUUCCAAGGGAAGAUUAACGAAGUUUAAAUUGGGGGAAGAAUAGACUUCACGAAGUGUCACCAGUUGGUUUCUUUGGGAAGGAGCCUCCAAGAUUCAGAGUGCCCAGUGGGGAGAAGGGAAAGGGCGAUGAACUGGCUGGAGAGAAAAGCCAGCCCUGCAGGGCUGAGACAAUAGGCUUCUAUCCCUCACCUUCAUCAGUCCUUGGUUGUGGGUCCCUAGGGCAAGCAUGACCUCUCCAGCUGAGGCCACCCCAGGAGCAGCGACACUGCAACUGUCUGCUGGCAGUGCACCAGCACAUCAGCUACACUCAUCAGGUGAUUCUUGAGUCAUCUAAAUAAAGGACUUCUACACUAACUCUAAGUAAGAACUGCUCUUUAACUAGUUUGUGUAGGAAAGUUAAUGCUGUGAUGUACAUUAAAUUGCCUUCUCCUCGUGGAAAAGAUGGGACCUCUUUCACUUAAUUUUUCUUCUCGUUCUCUUUGGACCUUUAAUCUUAACGGUUUUCCAUUUGGGCAUGUUAGGAGCUUGGAAGUCAUCACUCCCAUCCUUGGAACAAGAAAAAGGCUGAACAAAAUGAAGAUCAGUAGCCCUUCUUAGACCCAUCAGACUUGAGGUCAGAGGGCAAACUGCUGCCCCCAAAAUUGGAGAGACAAGCAGACAUAGAGAAUCACAUUAUACCAGAGCAAUAGCAGAAACCUCUUCAGGAGCCAGAACCAAGCUAAGGAAACUUAAAUCAUAAUUGACAAAUCGCUAGAGGCUCAAUGUGGACAAGACUCUGAGCUAAAAACUCCAGGGGGCCCAUACUUGAGGGAUGGGGCAUACUUUUGUGAGUUUAAGGAGGGCUACCAGGUUUUCACAGUGAAGAUCAGAGAGAAAUCCUCUUGUGUUUCUGGCAUGAGGAAGAGAAUAGUAUCCAUUUUGUAAUAUGCCCAGAGAAUUCUGUUUUUAGCCAGGCUGAGUAGAGGGAAACUUUUACCAGAGCCGAAUGAACCUGGAGGAAGGGAAACACCGAAUUCCAGCCCCUUCUAGUCUUGCUGUGUCACCUAAGAGACAGAGACAGAGACAGAGAGAGUGUGUGUCUGUGUGUAUAGCGGGUGGAGGGAGGAGAUAACUGAGAAGCACUUGUAAAGGUCAUAGCACAGGGGCACAGGCUGACAGGACUGAGAGCUAAUCAUAGCUAAUCAUAGUACUACAAAAUGCUUUUCCUCCUCCACACCUUGCUGCCCCACUAGUAGGGCUUCUGUGUAACAGGGGAAUACAAUGAAUUACAACUGUAAGCUAAAACCUUAUUUAAUAAGAAGUCUCCAGGGAAGCCUGACUACAGUAGGAUACAGAAACCAGGACACCAGAGGAAAUUGUAGCUUCUGACACCUACCGCUACAGCAAAUGGUAAAACAGUCUAACUGCUACCCAGAUAAACCUGUUUGCCUCAUAUCCUUUUACCCAGCACAGCAUGUCCAGCUUCUAUCAAAAAGCAAAAAAACAGUUUGAAGAGACAGCAAGCAUCAGAACUGGACUCAGAUUUGGCAGAAAUGUUGGAAUUAUUAGACUGGGGACUUAAAACAACUAUGAUUAAUAUGCUAAGGGCUCUAAUGGAAAAAGUGGAUGCCAUACAAGAACAGAUAGGCAAUGUAAGUAGAGAGAUGGAAACUCAGUAAGGACAUGGUUGAACUGAACUGGAUCAGUUAGUCAUUUUUAAAUUACUUCAACAGAAUACAAUUCAAACUUAGAGAACAUUCAACAUGAUAGGCCACAUUUUUGGCCAUAAACUACACCUUAACAAAUUUUUUAAAAUAGAAAUCAUACAGACUAUGCUCUCAGACCACAAUGUGAAUGGAAUGAACAAGC
Molecule: messenger RNA, 5000 nt
Organism: Physeter macrocephalus (sperm whale)
Lineage: Eukaryota; Metazoa; Chordata; Mammalia; Artiodactyla; Physeteridae
Gene: TUBGCP5
Product: tubulin gamma complex component 5
Exons: 23
Coding region: 28-3150 (1040 amino acids)
Biological process (GO): spindle assembly; mitotic cell cycle; meiotic cell cycle
Cellular component (GO): equatorial microtubule organizing center; spindle pole; gamma-tubulin complex
Molecular function (GO): microtubule minus-end binding; gamma-tubulin binding
Source: RefSeq, a predicted model, not a curated record